CAGUAGCAGUCAGUAUCUCUCUCCCUCUGGAUCUAAGCAUAUAGAACAGAGGCACCUGGAGUCCUUGCUGUUUCACAGCCCUCUCUAUCUCUCUAUUUCUGCAUCUGCAGGCCAACCAGAGAGCCAGCCGGAGCUGUUGUUGGUGCUUCUACAGGGAUCUGCUUUGGCUCAGUGAGAGGAGGCCGUAACUCACCUGCGCUCACAGACACACACACAGACAAACAGCCAGAGAGACACAUACUCAAGGUUUCCUGGCCCAUCCCCCUCACACACACCUUUGGAGUGCACUGUGGGAGAGGAGGAGAGGAGUACACCGUGCUGGUUCUACUCGAUAGUAAUGUCGUGGGACUGUGGCCUGAAGUACAUGUUCUCUGUGUCCCCGGCGCUGAAGCCGGGGGGUGUGUGUGCCCUGCAUGACAAGGAGGACCUGUCCCAUCUGGGGAUGGUCCAGAGACUGGCCAAGGACGGAUGUCGCUUCCUCCAGAACCACAACAACAGCAGCAAGGCCGCCCCGGAGAGGACAGCGGAGGCCCACAGUGACGAGGCAGUCCGUGUAUGUCUGCGGGAGCGGGGCCAGGAGGUGCUGGUGCUCCAGAGUGUGUCGUCACAGCGGCCAGCCCCCUCCACAUCGGCCAGGGGAGGGGGGAGACCCGAGGAGGGGGACAGGAGGUACGUGGUGGUGUCAGGGACCCCAGAGAAGAUCCUAGAACACCUGCUGUCUGUCAUGAGGCUGGACAACCACCAUGAUGACCAAGGGAGCACACAGCAGAUCAAGGAGUCAGAGCCUCUCCUGGAUGACUUCCUGCUGACAUACCUGGUAUUCAUGUCAACCAGUGAUCUGUGUCAGGCUCUCCUGGGACACUAUUGUUCAAAGAGACACCACCGGGGGAAAGAGGAAGGGAAGGAGGUUCUGGACAGGAAACGUCAGGUCCUGCACCUGGUGACACAGUGGACAACACUGUACAGGGACUUCCUACGAGAAGACGAGCAUGUUAAACUCUUCAUGAAGACAUUGUAUCGUUUCCUCCUGGAUGACCUGUAUGAGUAUCCAACUCUAGAGAAGGAGCAGAAGGACCUGCAGAAACUCCUGCGGCUGCAUCGCAGACAUACAUUGGAGGAGUAUUCACCCUACAGAAAGAGCAAAGCUCUUUCCCAUCAACUGAGCCUGAAAGAGAACGUGCUCCCGACCAGAGGAACACAAAGGGAGACCAGGGAAGUGUUGUGUCAUGUGUACAUGAGCAUGGACUCAUAUCUGAGUGUGAGGAGCCUGGCCAGUGUUGUGGCCCAGGGGCUGCUGCAGGAGGUGGCUGAGAGACUGGAUGUCCCCUGGAGGAGCUGGUCCUGCUGGCUGUGA
Molecule: messenger RNA, 1354 nt
Organism: Oncorhynchus gorbuscha (pink salmon)
Lineage: Eukaryota; Metazoa; Chordata; Actinopteri; Salmoniformes; Salmonidae
Product: rap guanine nucleotide exchange factor 5-like
Exons: 9
Coding region: 338-1354 (338 amino acids)
Biological process (GO): Ras protein signal transduction; positive regulation of GTPase activity
Cellular component (GO): plasma membrane
Molecular function (GO): guanyl-nucleotide exchange factor activity
Source: RefSeq, a predicted model, not a curated record